Messenger RNA from Vigna angularis (adzuki bean), 471 nucleotides. RefSeq names its product secreted RxLR effector protein 161-like. The record is from RefSeq and is a predicted model, not a curated record. NCBI's taxonomy places the organism in Eukaryota, Viridiplantae, Streptophyta, Magnoliopsida, Fabales, Fabaceae. The transcript has a single exon. The coding region runs from base 1 to 471 and encodes 156 amino acids.
AUGAGACUUUUUCUUGGCAUUGAGGUCUUACAAAAACUAGGAGGAGUAUUUUUGUGUCAACAGAAAUAUGCCAAUGAUCUGAAAAUAUUUUCUAUGACUGAAAGAAAACAUGUGAAGAGUCCAAUUGUCCCAAGGAGUAAGCUUAAUAAGAAUGUUGAUGGUACCAUUGUGGAUAACAUUUACUUCAAACAGAUUGUGGGAAGUUUAAUGUAUCUGACGGCUACACGGCCAGAUAUCAUGUUCAGUGUGAGUUUAAUUAGCAGAUACAUGUCAAAACCAACUGAGUUACACCUACAAGCGGCUAAAAGAAUCCUACGGUAUCUAAAGGGAACUACCAGUUAUGGAAUAUUUUAUAGGAAAGGAGGGAAGGAAAAUUUGCUUGCAUUUAUAGAUUCUAGUUAUGCAGGAGAUGAAGAUGAUUCUAAGAGCACAUCUGGUUAUGUGUUCUUAUUCAGUUCAGGAGCAGUAUAA